Molecule: messenger RNA, 1416 nt
Organism: Plasmodium berghei ANKA
Lineage: Eukaryota; Apicomplexa; Aconoidasida; Haemosporida; Plasmodiidae
Product: conserved Plasmodium protein, unknown function
Exons: 10
Coding region: 1-1416 (471 amino acids)
Source: RefSeq, a predicted model, not a curated record
AUGAGUAGGAUCUUGGGCGCCACUAGAAAUAUAUGUUUGGUAGGUGGGGGCACUGACUCCCUAUGUUUAAGUUACUACUUACAAAAAAGGAAGGUUAAUAUAAAAUUAUUAGCAAUUAAAAAAAAAUGCAGGUUAAUAAAUACUCGUUAUUAUAAAUCGAAUAUAAUCGAAGGGGGUAUGUAUUACUCCUUUACUUUAAAUAAUAAAUUUGAUUUGUUUUUUUCACUCAUAAAGGAUUUAAAUAUGGAACCACAAAUUAUCGAAAGAAACAAGUAUUCCAACAAUAUUUCCUACUUAAGUGAAAAUGGGAAAUUUUAUAAAAUUAAUAAAUAUUUAUUUAGAAUAUUUUUCUUUAUUCUAAAAGACUAUUUUUUUCGUAGCUCUAUAAACGUAGAAAAGAAUGAACGAUUAAGCACAUUUCUUUUAAAAAAUGUCGACAAAAAAUUGUGUGAAAAUUUGAUAACCCCAUAUUUGUAUUACUACUUUGGCUAUUCUUCAGAACAUAUUUUAAUGAAUUCCUACUUCCCUGAUUUUGUGAAAUCUGUACAUAAAAAUAAAUCGAUUUUAAAAGCGAUUAUUUCUUCUAAUAAUAAUCACAAAAAUAAUAAACCUAGUAAAAAUUCAAAUGGUUCUUUAAAAAAUAAAAUAAUAUUUAGAUUUAAAGAUGGAAAUGUGUCCUUAACAAACAAACUUAGAGAGUACCUAGACCAAUGUGACAAUAUGCAAUGGAUUGAAAAUACAAGAAAUUUUAAAAUUGAACAAAAAGGGAAAAGAAUUAAGAUUAAUAUUGGACGGGAAUCAAUAAAAUGUAGCGAAAUAAUUUUUUGUCUUAAUCCUUUUGAAUUGAGAAAUUUAUUAAAAAAAAAAAAUAUAAAAAUUAAGAACAAAAAUAUUAUGAUAAAAUAUUUAUUCAGAUUUUCUUCAAAAAACCUUAUAAUAACAAAUGUUUGUUACAAAAAUAAUGUGCUCCCCUUUUCGCACACCUUGGAAUCGUUACUUUUAUUUAAAAAAAGUUCAGAAAACAAAUUAAUUUCGUUGUCAUAUGAUAAUAAUAUAUUUCCACAAUUCACACAAAAUCAAACAUGUAUAGAAAACUUACAUCAAAAAUUGGAAACCAGACUUCGCUUUACGGCUUCAGAACAAGAUAAUGAAAAAUUAAAACUUCAAAUUUUUUCAUUUCUUAAAAAUGUGUUAAAGAUUAAAGAAACCCCAGAUUUGGUCAUAAGCGAGCCACACAUUGUAUUCCAUUUUGAUGAAAUGGCCGAUAAAAAUUUCAAAAAAUUAAUUCGAAAAAAAAACAAUAAAAUAAAAAUAUUUUGGGAUUUUGCCUUUUUCAAGAAUAUGGAGUUUUGUUUAAGCAGAACAAAAAAAUUUUGUGACGAUUUGGAGAAAGAAAUAUAUAAAAACAGGACGUAA